CCAAACCCAACCCUUCUCUUUCCCUUUAAAACAGGGGGUCUAGUUCCUUCUCAUCUUUCACUUUCUCUGUUGGCCAAGUUGAUAAUUCCUGCCCUGAUGUUUUUUUCACAGGAAUUGAAAACUGAAUAAAGAGGAAGUGAAGUUGAUGGAUGGAAUGCAAAACCCACUAAGCAAAAGGUGAAUUUUUUUUUUCUGAGAGAGAGAUAGAGAGAACUUCUUUUGCUGCAAAUCGCAGAGCUGCUCUCUUCUUAUAUUUCCCUGCCAAGAUCACAUGGCAUGCAUGCCCUUUGUUAUGAUGGGAAUUUGAGUCCCAAUUUUGUUCCAAUCCCCCAAAAAAAUAACUCCAACUGAAAAAAAUCCCCACUUCAAUUUGUUUUUUUUUUUUAAGCUUUCAGCCAUGGAGGCCACUGAGAUUUAGCAAAAACCCAUUUCACAUUUUCCCCUCUGAGAUUCUUCCCUUUCUUCCUUUUUCUUCCUUGAAAAUAAAAAAGACCCUUUAAUUUACUCUACUUUUCAAACUCAAAGUGAUUUUUGAGGCAGACGUUUGUUUCAUAGCCGAAUUAUUGACCUAGUGAAGUAAGUACUAAGUUCUCAUAUGUGCUUUCUUUGUUGUUGCUAUAGUAUCUCUCAUGGCAAUCUUGGAUUAAUUUUGCUCUACUUUUGAUGCUCAAAAGUGCUUUUGAGCGACGUUCGUUCCAUAGCCGGACUAUUAGGAGCCAAGUAAUGCUGAGGAACAGAUCCAGAGCAGUGGCCAGCAAGCAACCUCUAAUGGCGGAUUCUCAACCAUCUCCAACUCAAAAGAACUACUCAAACAUCCCAUCUUUUUUCGAUUCUCCAAGGUUCAGAGCCUUCACAAUAAAGGGCAGUUCUGAAAACGAUCCAAAUUUUAUCAGCCCAACUUCAAUUCUUGACACUACCAGGCCAUUUGCUUUCGGAAAAAACCCGUUUUCGGGUGAUCAAAUCCAACCCAGAACCCCAAAAACUCAAUCCGGAAACAAACCCUUAUGGGAAAAAUCUGAGGCCAAAGGCAUUGGCCUUGCUAUGCUUCAAACACUAAAAGAUGAAAACUUUGAAGACAAACAUUCAAAAACCAGUAACAGUAAGGUCCUGUUUGGCACUAAGCUCAGAGUUCAAAUCCCCAAGACUGAGAAUUCCCAGUUUUCAGAAACUGGGUCUGUUAACUCAGGCACCCAAACAGAGAACCCGAAUUCGGGUUCGAAUUCGGGUUCAUGGAGUGGUUGCGUGAGUGAGAGAAGUGAAAUGGAGCUUUCUGAGGAUUAUACUUGUGUGAUUUCUCGUGGGGCGAAUCCGAGAACGACUCACAUAUUUGAUAACUGCAUUGUGGAAAGUUACCAUACUUUGUCAGAUCAGUCGAGCUCGUGUUCUGCGAAUUUUCUUAGCUUUUGUUACACAUGCAAGAAGAACCUUGAGCAGAAGAUUGACAUAUACAUUUACAGAGGUGAGAAGGCUUUUUGCAGUCGAGAAUGCCGCAACCAAGAAAUGCUCUUGGAUGAAGUUGGGAGCACAGAACUUGAUGAUACAUUUAGGGGUUGUUCUUGAAUGAUUGAUUAAACAGACCAAAAAUGUUUGGUUUUACUAUUUAAGUUUUGUAUUUGCCUUUUUUUACCCUCUCCGCUGCAGAUAGAGAUAAGAGAGGAUGAGAUAUUGUAAGUUUGUAGAGUUUUGAUUUUAUUUAAUUAAUAACUUAUUUGAUUUGUCUUUGCUA
Messenger RNA from Malus domestica (apple), 1726 nucleotides. Its product is annotated as FCS-Like Zinc finger 8. Lineage: Eukaryota; Viridiplantae; Streptophyta; Magnoliopsida; Rosales; Rosaceae. The record is from RefSeq and is a predicted model, not a curated record.